Molecule: messenger RNA, 1304 nt
Organism: Anopheles coustani
Lineage: Eukaryota; Metazoa; Arthropoda; Insecta; Diptera; Culicidae
Exons: 4
Coding region: 543-1172 (209 amino acids)
Source: RefSeq, a predicted model, not a curated record
UUUAUUUUUCAAGGUGUUGUUGAUAGUACGGUGUCUCCAGUGUUUUAUUUAAAUUGUUAGUGUUUUAAAGAAAUUAGCAUAUGCAGUAAUCGGAUACAUAGAACUCCGCGGGAACAUCCAACAAAGACUCAACAUCGUCGGCACGUACACAUAUCCAUCGUCUCAUCUUCGCAGCACGAAGGGGGAGCUGAAACACCGACGGAACACGGAAUUGAGCAAACAGCACGGAACGGGACGCGGGGGGCGUUCAUAAAGACAAAGUUUUGCGUCGUGGGUAAGCGUGGUCGCAAAAACGGGUUCCGCCGUUCCUCAGUCACUGAUGAGCGUUGUUCGAGUGCGGUACAUACUUUCGGAUACCAACGGAAACAGAAGUUUGCCAAUCAGGCGCGAAUAGUGUACGUGACUUCAAAGAAACACACCAAACAAUUCCACCUAGACCACAGCCUACUAGUUUUUAGGGUCUGGUUCAAGGGCAAGGUUUAACAAGUUAAUAGCUCGCGAGUAGUUUUCGGGUGGCCACUUUCAGCUGACUCGGGGGAGAAAUGGCGCAGCAAGUGCAGCAAGUUUUCAAGGCCGCCCUGGCCAAAACGGCGGGCCAGAGAGCGAUGUCUACCGGUGUCAUCGGCACAAUGGAAGGUCCCGCUGGAGUUGCGGCGUUGAAGAAAGCGACGGCUUCGCAUUCGUCCGGAUUGCACGUGUCGGUGCAGCGAACCUAUCCGCUAGCGGCCGUCCUUCCGCUUCCGCCGAACAUCGAUGCAACCGAAACGAGCAGGUUCUCGCCGCUCCGGUCGCGCGACAUUAACGCUUCGGCCAUGCUGACGCACCAAUCGUUGGCACCGAAUCCGGUUGAUGUUGCCGCCGUUAACGGUACGAUCGAUGUGACGGUGGAUCAGAGCCAGGGCAGGUCGGGUACGUUCGAUCCGCACGUGGAAUCGUACGACUGUACCGGCGCCGUCAGCCUCAACUCGGCCAUGCAGAGCAACGUGCCAAGCCCGUUCGGGGGCAUGCACAAGUUCACGCAUCUAAACAUGCCGGGUGGUGCGUGGGCACAGGAGAGCAAGUUUUUGUCCCACGAGCUCAACUCGUCGCACUAUACCAAUCUGCGGCAGGAGGUGCGCUCCGAUUGGGGCACCUACGAGGAUCGUCCGAUCGCGAAACCGGAAGUGGAAUAGAUAUGGUGGCUCUGUUGGAUCGCAUGGGCUGGGGAGACUCGGCGCUGGCAAGCAAAGCCGGUGCCGGUGCCGGCACAUUCGUCAUCGCUUACGCUAUCCACAAAGUUUUCGCACCGGUUAGAAUUAGCAUUA